UGACCAUAGUGCGUGAUGAAGAAUCACAUCCUUUUCGAGGUGCUACUAUUAAGCAUUGUAAUCUGUCCUGGGUGACUCCAGUAUAAACAGAUGACGUGCAACAAAACACUAUGGAUCUAGACAGGCAAAGGUCGAUAAAAAACCGGGUGCGAGAUGCUGGCAACUUCUCCUCUCUAAAAGUUUGCUACUGAAACAUUACACACAAAUCAAGGACGGUGUGCUUCUACCUCUGCAAGGUCGGGUGAGACCAGGAUGACGGCAACUGGGCAAAGCCUCAGGGACCCCAGUGGCCUGAUGAGAAGAGUGGUUGCUCGUCAUAACAACAGAGUAAUUAGUCAACAGAUCGCUCAUGUUGACACUGAUUUCAGCAAGUCCAAUCCUAUCAACUACAGCAAACACUCAAUGUACUUUGGAACCUGGAAUGUUUUAUCUUUAGUCAGCUCAUCUUCACAGCUUUAUCAACUCAGUCAGAACAUUGAUCACUACAGUCUUGAUAUUUUGGGUAUUACUGAAACUCAUAUGCCAGGAUCUGGAAGUACACUUUUGGACAAUGGUAGUCUACUUAUUCAUUCUGGUAGGGGAGAUGGUAUCAAAAGGCAAGGGGUUGGCCUAUGUCUUUCCAAAAAGGUCAGGAACUCCCUGAUCUCUUAUGUACCUACAUCAGAGCGGGUCUUAACAGCUAGGUUACACGGCAAACACCUCAACAUAUCUGUUGUUGUAGCCUACGCUCCGACUGACGGUGCUGAUGACGGAGAGAAAGAUCGUUUUUACAACGUUGUAUCAGACACGUUUGGUGAACUACCCCGACAUGAUCUGAAACUGCUACUGGGUGACUUCAAUGGAAAAGUUACUUCAAACAGAUAUGGAUUCGAGGGAGUUAUUGGUGGAGAAUCUCUCCAUAGUUCAUCAAGCGACAAUGGGACCAGGCUCAUGGAUUUCUGUGCAGCCAAUCAACUUGUUAUUGGUGGAACUCUGUUCCAGCAUAGAGACAUCCAUAAGGGUACAUGGCGGUCUCCUAACGGGUUAACUGUGAAUCAAAUAGAUCAUAUUUGUAUUAGUGGACGAUUCCAACAUUCGCUACUCGAUGUUAAGGUAUGUCGUGGGGCUGACAUUGGUUCAGAUCACUAUCUUGUUCGUGGACGGCUGCAAAUCAAACUGCAGUCGGUAGCUAAGAUCACUGCUAAAAGGCACGAUGUGCCUGCUAUCGAACAUUUGCGAAACUCGUCUAAGGUUCAAGAGUACAACGUGGCUCUUCAGAACCGUUUUAAUUGUCUGGCGAAUGAGGUCAACCUUGAGGACAUGUGGGAUAAUUUCAAGCAGACAGUCACUGAUGUCUCGAUGGAAGUGCUUGGAAAGCGUCCCCGGAAGGUUAAAGAACAACACCUUUCGCAAACCUCUAAGAACUUGAUAGAGCAACGGGGAAUGUUCAAACGGAGGGAUCCCACUUCAAACGUCAAUAGAUCAGCCUACUCUAAGCUUAAUAAAUUAGUUAAGAAAAGUUGUAAGAUUGACGACAACAACUGGGCUACUAAAAUAGCGACUGAUCUAGAGGAGGCUUCUAAGAAAGGCCAGCAAAGGGAAGUUUGGGAUAAGAUAAAGAAGAUUUCUGGGAAAAAGAAGAAGAAAGUGGGUAUGUCAGUUAGGGAUAAGGAUGGUCAUUUUAUUACAGACCCGGACAGUCAGAAGGAAAGGUGGAAGGAGCACUUUACUGAGCUCUUAAAUCCUCCACUAUCGGAUGCCAAUCUUGAUGACCUCGAUGGUGUGCCCUCACAACCGAGUUUUGACUACCUUUCUUGUUUUGACGGACCUCCUUCUAGAGAUGAGAUUAGUUAUGCUCUAAAGAAACUGAAGAACUGCAAAAGUGCAGGGGUUGAUGAGAUAACUAAUGAACAACUUAAGUAUGGUGGAAGUGCUCUUGUUGGCCAACUAGAGCUACUGUUUAAAAAGGUAUGGGAGGAAGAGGUGAUCCCUGAGGAUUGGCUUAAAGGUGUUAUAGUGGUUAUCGGAAAGAAGGGAGACACCUCAUACUGCUGCAAUAAUAGGGGUAUAACUCUUAGGGCAACGUCUUCUAAGGUUCUUCAAAUGGUUCUUCUUAAGAGGCUGGAUGUUGGAAUGGAGUGUCUUCUUAGGGAAAAUCAGUGUGGGUUCAGACGGAACCGCUCAUGUAUUGAUCAGAUUUAUUCCAUCCGCACCAUUAUUCACAACUGCAUUGAGUUUAACAUUCCACUUUAUGUUAAUUUCAUUGAUUUUAAGGCAGCGUUUGAUUCCAUCAGAAGAGAGUUUAUUUGGUCAAGCAUGAGACACUAUGGACUUCCUGAGAAAUAUGUUAGAAUCUUUCAGGCAUUCUUCAACGGAACCAUGAGUGCUGUCAGGGUUAAUGGUGAAAUGUCUGAUUGGUUCUCUGUUAAUUCGGGCACUGGACAGGGUGAUAUCCAGGGCCCUCCUGUAUUUAAUUUUUGUCUGAACUUUGGAAUCUUUUUGGCCGAGGUUCACAAAGCAAUCAGUCAUGGUGCUGUACUGCAAAAGGAACUAAAGGGUGCAGAUGAAAAAGUUAUCAUGGACAGUGACUACGCUGAUGAUCUGGCAGUGAUGGACAAUACUGAAGAAGGGCUGCAAGAGUCCACUGAUCUUAUAGCUUAUUACACCUCUUAUGCUGGGUUGAAGAUCAACGCUAAAAAGACACAAUGCAUGGCGAUCAGCAAGUGUGCGUCCCAGCGACCUUACACCGAAAGAGACAGUAUAAAGCUAACAGUGGAGGGAGAACCUGUUGAACAGGUCAGCAACUUUGUUUAUCUUGGUGCCAACAUCAGUGGGGAUGGUACCAUUGACCGAGAUCUUGACAUCAGGAUCCAGCGUGCUAAUGGUGCGUUCCAUCAGCUUUGGAAGAUAUGGAACAGUCGAACUAUAAGAACGCCCACCAAGAUCCGUAUCUACAAGGCUGCUGUUAUUACUAUUCUGUUAUAUGGAGCCGAAGUGUGGAACACAACAAAGAAGCAGAUGAAACGGUUUGAGGUCUUCCAUCUGACCUCCCUGAGAAGAAUCUUGAAGAUAAAGUGGUUCUUCCAUGUCUCCAAUGAAGAAGUUCUCAGGCGUGCUGGAAUUAAGUCUAUCGAAACUUUCAUCGGUGCGGCUAGACUAAGGUGGUACGGACAUGUUGUCAGAAUGCCAGAGACGCGGUUUCCCAAUUUCUUACUGGAUUGGAAACCAAACUAUGGAAAGAGACUGAGAGGACGACCCCGCAAAGGCUGGAUGGCCUGUGUACUCGAGGAUGCGGCUGAAUUUACAGGUGUCGAUAACAUCAGCAGAGAUGCAGUAAAACAGUUGGCUCUAAAGCGAGUGGAAUGGAGGAACAUGUUACGCCGUAGAAGAGAUGUGUGUGAUGCAGGCCACUCCAACGACUAGGAGGAGACCUCUUCAUGUAGCAUGUAUGUAUGGACGCAGCGCUAGACUUGUCCCACACUCAGAACAUCGGACAGAUGUUGAGGGCUCACUUCAAACAUUCUCAAUUCGUCGUGGUCUCCCUCAAAGAUGGCAUGUUCCAGAAUGCUAACGUUCUCUUCAGGACGAAGUUUGUUGACGGAGUAUCAGCUGUUACACGACACACUCAACAUUCCUCCACAAAACCUGUUCUGUCUGAGAAGGAGAAUAUUCAGCCGCUCGUUAAGAAAAACAAAAAACAAAAGGUUUAGUUACCAUGGUGACUGGUGAUGUGAAACCUACGUAGUCUUACUUUUUAAACAGUUGCUAUUCAAGUAGCUUCUUUUAAGUUUAAAUUAAGCAAAUUGUCAAGUUGAGAACUAAGGUGAUGUUACCAUGGUUACGGAUUAUUAAAACUGCGUAUCAAGUUCAGUGCGCGGCUUAAUGACUAUAAGUGUGUACAUGACUAGGGAGCACUGAGUUGCUAACUUUCUCUUGUUUAAUAUUAUUGCACACUUUGCAAAGCAGCCUUACAUUUACAACCUUAUGUAUGGAGUGCUCGUAAUACAAAGUAAAAGUAAUAUACACUGGUAUUAAUUAUUUGUUAUAGUUAAUUGUGCUCACGUGGUAUUUAUCUACGUGUGUCUUAUAUUUAAUACAAAAUUAAUACUUUUAAUCGGUUAAAGCUUAGAUUUUAAGCUUUUUUCUUUGUAAAUUUUAAACGACCCAGUUUUUAAGUCACAAUUUUUUAAAUUACUUGUUCUUUAUUAUAGUUAUCCUACGUUUCCCCUAGUUGAUGGCAAUGCCGUUGACUUUAAUAAAAAACGUGCUAAUAAAAACAAUCAUCAGUAUUUCUCAGUUUAUUAUGAGAUAUUUACGUUUGAAAUUAUGUACUGACGUUGAUAAGUUUGUGUCACGUGGUGUGAAUACUGUGCUCUGAUUGGUUAAUAUCUCAAAUCUUUAGAGCAACAUUUUAAAUCCUGCACCUUUUGUUUGUACCAUCAUCUUUAAGACUUUAUUUUUAGUCGCAAUGUAUUCUGCUUUACCUGGACUGUUUUUAUAUUUAUAUUGUUGUAUUUCAGUUACAUUUCAUUGGAAUCUACCGAAACAUUACAA
This is a messenger RNA of Bolinopsis microptera, 4533 nucleotides long. RefSeq lists its product as uncharacterized. NCBI's taxonomy places the organism in Eukaryota, Metazoa, Ctenophora, Tentaculata, Lobata, Bolinopsidae. Gene Ontology annotation, molecular function: catalytic activity. The coding region runs from base 253 to 3402 and encodes 1049 amino acids. The record is from RefSeq and is a predicted model, not a curated record. The transcript is spliced from 2 exons.